Messenger RNA from Lingula anatina, 1746 nucleotides. RefSeq names its product coatomer subunit zeta-1. NCBI's taxonomy places the organism in Eukaryota, Metazoa, Brachiopoda, Lingulata, Lingulida, Lingulidae. The record is from RefSeq and is a predicted model, not a curated record. Gene Ontology annotation, biological process: intra-Golgi vesicle-mediated transport; intracellular protein transport; retrograde vesicle-mediated transport, Golgi to endoplasmic reticulum. Gene Ontology annotation, cellular component: COPI vesicle coat.
ACAGAUAAGGAAGAUGUCAAACAAUCAGACAUUGACACCUAUGAAACGUAAUCCGCUCCACGUCGCCGACAAGAAAAUGGAUAUUGCAAUGCCGGAACCCUCUUUGUACGUAAUAAAAGCCAUAGGAAUAUUAGACAAUGAUUCUAACAGAAUCAUUGCCAAAUAUUAUGAUGAUCACUUCCCAACAGUAAAGGAACAAAUAGCAUUUGAGAAGAACCUUUAUAAUAAAACACACAGGGCCAAUGAUUCUGUUGCUAGUAGAAAUUGGGAAGAUGAGUUCUCAGCUGAGAUCAUUAUGUUUGAGGGGCUCACCUGUGUAUACAGAAGUAAUGUGGAUCUCUACUUUUUUGUGGUUGGCAGUUCCAUGGAGAAUGAGCUCAUCUUGGCAAGCGUUCUUAACACUUUUUACGAAUCUGUGAGUCAGAUGCUACGGAAGAAUGUAGAAAAGAGGGCACUACUAGACAACCUCGAUGGUGCAUUCUUGGCGCUGGAUGAGAUAUGUGAUGGAGGCAUUAUAUUAGAAGCUGAUUCUACAGCUGUGUGUCAGAGGGUUGCAAUAAAGAAUGAUGACAUUCCACUAGGGGAGCAAACAGUUGCUCAGGUGCUGCAAUCUGCAAAGGAACAACUAAAGUGGUCUUUACUGAAGUAGCACAAGAGCAGUGGAAAGAAGGAGACUUUGUACAUAACGAGGCUGGAAGAUAAACUGACAAAAUAUUGAAUAAGAGGCAUUUGGGUAUAAAUGGCAGGAGUUCAGAGAGUGACAAUGGACACCACUAUCAAACCAAGUGCUUGAAAAUUGCAGAAACACAUUUAUGCCUGUAUUUGUCAGUGCACCAGAACAUGGGAAGAAGAGUGCAGUCAUGUAAAAGUUAAACCUUAUUACUGACUUGGACCUUUUUAAAGGUUUACUUUCAUAUCUGUAUCUUUUAAGAUACAUAUUUAAAUAUAUAUAUUUCAUAUAUAUUAAUGGCAACAUUUCCAUAAAGAAAUGAAUAAAUGCAUAUAAAAAAAUGUAGGUAUAAUAAUACUGUUUGAUAUUGAUACCAGGGCCUGUUAAAAUUCAGAAACUUUGGACUCAACAUUAUCAAAUAGAUUGUGACCAAGAGAUGAUCAGAAUUGCAGUGCUUUAUUAAAACCUUUCAUUUGUUGUAUUACAUUUAUAAUUUUCCCUACAUACCUCAAACUUUGACCAAAAAGUAUUUUCUUGGUUAACGAUUGUGUGUUAUACUGUUUGACAACAGGAGUCGCCCUAGAAAACUAUUAGAUUCUGCUUUGGAGGAAAGACUAGCCUUCACCACUCACAUGUUUUGUGCUGUCAUCUUUGCAGGGUUUAUAAAGGUGGCAGGAAUAUACAGCCAGUUGUAUUUGAAAUAAAAAAGUGUCUUGGUUGGAACGUUUAACAAAAAUGACACUUUUGCACAGACAACAAUUAACCUUCUGUUAAAUUGUAAAAAUCCAUGCUGGUAUUUUGGAUUUCUUAAUUUUAUGAAAAGUACUUAAUCUUUCCUCUUGAUAGAAUCAAAGUGAUAAGUUGGAAAUAGUUUUUAAAAAAGGUCUCACUAGUCAUGGUCAUUUGGUAUUCCAUAAAAUUAAUGUCACUAUACAAACACUUUGGUAGAGAGUCAGAUCUCUUGUGAGAAAAUUUGACAGAGCUGGUUGGGAUCAUAAAACAUUUUCAUAUAAUGUGUAUUAUUCAAAUUGAAUAAAUUGUAUCCUGAAAUCCAACAUUGACAUGGUGCAUUUAGA